This is a messenger RNA of Biomphalaria glabrata, 9208 nucleotides long. Its product is annotated as zinc finger protein 1-like. The record is from RefSeq and is a predicted model, not a curated record. Gene Ontology annotation, biological process: regulation of transcription by RNA polymerase II; anatomical structure development. Gene Ontology annotation, molecular function: DNA-binding transcription factor activity, RNA polymerase II-specific; RNA polymerase II cis-regulatory region sequence-specific DNA binding. Bases 566 to 4393 code for a protein of 1275 amino acids. NCBI's taxonomy places the organism in Eukaryota, Metazoa, Mollusca, Gastropoda, Planorbidae. The transcript is spliced from 13 exons.
CAGCGCCAUCCUGAGUGGUUAGGGGCUUUUUUGUAGCAGCCACAAGAGUCCUAGUACGUAUAAGUUGCCAGGGCAAGGUAACUAACUGUCUGUAGAAAAAGGUGUACUCGCCCGAGAGCAACCUGAGUUGAACGUGGGCUUUGUGCGUGAUUAGUUGGCGCUCUGUGAGUGACUGCCGUGUCUUCUCUCUGCAACUGAUUCACUUAAAAAAAAAAAAAAAAAAACUCUGGCGUUGAGACUUGGUUUGCCGCGCUUGCCGUGAAGGCUGUAUUAAAUACCUGUGAGUCCUGUGAACUGUUCAUGAACAUUUGUGGUUACCAACAAUAGUGCCUUCGUCUUUCUGUUUAGUCGCUUCUAGUGCAGGAGUUGGGCAAAGCAUGAGAAGAUGGUGUUUCGAGCAGUAGUCAAACUACCAUUGUGAGAAUGACCGUAAGUGGACUUGAAGUAGUGGCUCAUUCAUUCGUCUAGUAAAGACUUGUGUAUAUGUCUGUGGAACGCAGUGCGCGUUCUAUAUGUGUUCUGUUCACUAGUGAAGAUGUUAGUCAGUGGUCCAUAGUCUGUCACUAUGUACUGGAAGAAAUCCUCCAGGAUGUUAGCAGAACGCUGCGGCCAGUUUCAGCUCUUUGAUUAUGAUGUUCUAGACGAGCACAAGCUGAGUGAGUCUGCCGCACUAGCCACCGCCAGAGUCACAACAUCGGACGACGAGGACGGGAGCCCGCACGGGAAGAAGCCUGCCUCCGUCCACGCGACCACAGGCUCGCACCCAGGCCUCUUGGCCGAAAUCGACAAGUUAAGGGGUGAGGCCGAGAACGUCGGUGGUGACCAUGGCAACCAGACGAGUGCUAGCCGGUGUGGAGCCAAAGCGGACGGGAGUCAGCUAAGUGAGGGACACGAAGAUGUGACUCUACAAGAGACGGACAGUAAGGAAGAGACAGUGGAGACAACUAGAACUCAAGCAACAGAGGAGAGAAGACAAAAUGAAGAAACCACAUCAAUACAAUCACAUUCCCCAAAACUGGCGACAACGUCGGAUGAAACCACAGAGAAGACAUCUUCUACGGAAGAUAAACCAAGGGAAAUAAUCGCGGAUAUUCUCAGGCAGAGCACGACUACAACAGUUACUUACCCUGAGACUGUAAGCGACCACGAGGAUGAAAAUCAAAUGCAAAAUGAAGAUCACCUGCUGGAGGAAGAGUACGUCCUCAAGUGUAUUUACUGUGAGACCACCAGCACCCGUUCCAGCCUGCUGCGUGACCACAUGCGUAGCCAGCACCCAGAGAAGCCAGUGCGCUACCAGUGCCCCAAGUGUGAGCAGACAUUCCUGCUCAAGUCUCACCUGGACAAACACCUGGCCAUGCACUCCCCGACCUCACAGUCUUGUAAAGUUUGCCAGAAAACAUUUGCUAAUGUGUACCGUCUGCAACGUCAUAUGAUAAGUCAUUCCGAAUCUACUGACCUUCGCAAGUUCAAGUGCCCUGAGUGUGGUAAAGCUUUCAAGUUCAAACACCAUCUGAAAGAACACAUAAGAAUCCAUUCAGGAGAGAAACCGUUCCAAUGUCCAACCUGUAACAAGAGGUUCUCACAUUCUGGUUCCUACAGCAGUCACAUGACAUCCAAGAAGUGCUGGGUUAUUGGCCAAAGUAAAAGUCAAGGCCGCCGCCAGGAGAGACCCAUGGAGUCAGGUAGAGUGAGAGAAAAUGGUCCACCCCCUGCAAGUUAUGGAGUGGACAGUGGUCAUUACAUGUUUCCUGGUGGUCAAAUGUUGACAUCCCCAUCACCUGGUGCCUACCCUCCACAGUUUAUCAAGUUUGACCAGCACCCCGCUGCCCCUGCACUUCGACAUCAGUUCUUUUCAACCCCUCCCAUCACCACAACCAUGAUGACCUCAGCCCAGAAUGCCUUUGCUUAUGGCCUUUAUCAUCAAAAACUGGCAGGCACCUCACCAUCCCCCUCUUCCCUGGCCACACUCCCACCUGUGCCAGCCCAUGUCCACCAGCACCCAAACAUUCCAUUUCACUUGUCUUCAGCACACUCCAUACCUGAAGCCCACAGGGCCAUGGGGGAGCACCUGAAGAAAACUCCUGUCCUAGUUGACGCCCUGCUGGCCCGGCAGUUCAGGAGUGAUUUGCGUCCCGCAGCAACGUCUGAGAGUAGUAACAUAUCAAUACUGACACCUUCCCCAUCCCCGAGAGGUCAGCAGUCGUCCUCCCCGUCGGACAAGGAAAGGAAGCUAGAUAGCGACAGCACUGAGAGAAUGGUCCUCAACCUGGAGCAGAAUGGUCGCUACACUGCUGACUUGAUGAAACUUGUUCAGAAACAAAAGUUGGAGAUAAAAGAAGAAAAAACUGAAUGCCAGAGUGAGAAAUUCUUGAUGCCUGAUGUGAAGGAGGAAAUUUUGUCUGAGGAGGAGGAGGCAGUCAAGAGUAAGCUGAAUGAGGAUAAGGAAAGCAAUAAAGGAUUGAAAGAAGAAGAGGACAGCAGUGAAGACAUAUCUGACCUUAUAGUGGCCGAGGUCAAGCUGGAGAUGAAGGAUGGUGAAGUGCAGACUUGUAGGUACUGUAAGAAACAGUUCACCAGUCCAGUGGACCUACACCAGCACGAACGUUACCUCUGUGAAGACAACCAUGACAUCAAGAAGGUCAUAUCAGACAGCAGGCAGGAGAAAUGCAGGGAGGACGAGGAGGAGGACGUGAAAGACGAGCUGGACAGAGCGUCCCCCCUCAGCAGUAAAGUGUCAGACGAUGAGACGGAGGACAUGGAUGACGAGGAGGAAGAUGAUGAAGAUGACGAUGUUUUAGUGGACGCCAGCAAAACUUCCAGGCUGACGGAGAAUCAGGCUCAGCACCUGAGAGGUUGUUUCCGUGACAACAAGAAGCCAGGGGAUCAUGCCAUGGAGGAAAUCGCCAAAAUCAUUGGUGCUAGCAAGAAGAUGGUCCAGGUUUGGUUUCAAAGUGCUAGGUCACGGGAAAAGAGAAAGAUGAGUCGAUGCAAGUCCAAACAAUCCUUUCCAAAACAGCCUGCCAAGAGAUGUCCAAGCACUGCCUCCAGUGUCCUGUCUCCUUCCACAUACAUCCCCAUUGUUCCCAACCCCUUUGCUGUUCUUGGAAGUCACAAGCGCUACCAGAAGUUGAGCUCUGGUCCAGUCAGUUAUUCGGCUGCUGGCCCGUUGACUCCACCAUCAGAUGACCAACCCCUGGACCUGAGUGUCAAAAAACAGACACCUCCUAAGGCUCAUGGGAAUCAUCCUGUACAGUUGAAAUCAAUGGAGAACUUUGAAGACCAGGUGCUGAACCUCAGCAAUAAAGUGUCUAACACCAGGUCAGACUCACCUGUUCUUAGUGUCAAGCUGGAGUCGCCUGAUGCUCUUUCUACAGCUAGAUCCAGGGAAUCUACUCCAAAGUCUUCUAUCACUCCCCUGUCCAUCCCGAACUUUUUGCACAUCCCAGACCCCCUUAGCAAGCAGUUCUCCCAUUCUGUUGUCAUGGUGACAGACCUUGAAGCAGCUAGCAAACAGCUGGACGCCAGGUUUCAACAUUCAGAAAUCUUCAAGUACAUGUCUCAGAAGGGUCUGUUCAAGAGUGGCUUGCCCCCAGUCCUAGAUGCAUCUGCCCCACGCAGCAAAUUCUCUCCUACUCUACUCAACUCCAGUGUACUGGCUCAGAUCACUGGGGUCAUCCCCCCUAAUAAUCAUCACCCACAACGAGACUCACCGGUCAAAACUAAUAGUUUGGACAACACAACUGCUGUCAGCAAAACUAGUGACAGCUGCCCUUCCUCACCAUCCAAUAAAAAAUUGAUCAUUGAUGAGAACCUGGAGCUCAGUAAAAGUCAAGUGUCCAGUCUGGAGGGAGAUUUCAAGAGGAUGAUAGAGGGAAACUUACAAACUCUGGCCAGUGUGGCCUCAUUGGAAGCUGCUGGGGAGGAGGGCAAGAGGAAAAGGAAAAAAAGUUCUAAGCAAGUGGAGUCGGAGGAGAUCAAAAUGGAUGAACUGGAAGAUUCUGUCAGCAAUGAUGAUGACGACGCGUCCUCACCCCGCAAGAGGAGGCGGUCGUGGAAGGGUCAUCGAAUCAGCGAGGAGCUGGGCAUGUAUGCUUGUGACCAGUGUGACAAACAGUUUAGCAAACAGAGCUCUCUAGCCAGGCACAAAUAUGAACACUCUGGUGCCAGACCUUUUAAUUGUGAAGUUUGCUCAAAGGCCUUCAAACAUAAGCAUCACCUGACAGAGCAUCGCAGGCUACACAGCGGAGAGAAGCCGUUCAAGUGUAGGAAGUGUGGCAAGAGGUUCUCACAUUCUGGCUCUUACAGCCAACACAUGAACCACCGCUACAAGUUUUGUAAACCCUCUGAUGGGGAGGAUGAAGACGUGGCUGCUGGUUCCAGUAAGGAGGACUAACUCAUCCCUUAGGACGGUCUCAGACCAGGAUGUUUUGCUAUGCUGACAAUGCUAUGAGAUUAGCAUUUGUGGUUUCAAUCUCUAGUUCUUAGACACGGACAGAACAUUGUUUAGUUUUCAACUAUCUGCUCAAUUCUUUGUAGUCUAUCAAAGACAUUUGUUUAUGGACCAAAAAUGUUGUUUUAACUCCAUGCCAAUAAUUCUUUGUUUUAACUCCAUGCCAAUAAUUCUUUGUUUUAACUCCAUGCCAAUAAUUCUUUGUUUUAACGCCAACUUGUAUCUUAGUUUUUUUGACAUAUUUGUACAUGAAUGUAAUUUUGUUCAAUCUCCUGUGGCCAUGCAAUAUUUGUAUCUAGUCAAGUGAUUUCAUUCUAACCAUUGUAUUUUCUUCUUUUUUUUUAAAUUUUAAUCUUGCAAAUACUUUAUUGUGUCAAUGACUUUUGAUAGACAAUGUAUGAAGUUUUUUGAUCCACCAUUGAUUCUCUUGUAGCCUAACUACAAAGUUGUUUUUUGUUUUUUUUUUGUUGGUUUUUUUUUUUUGUUACUCAAGUCUAUUCCAAUGAUUUCUGUAAGCGGUGUUUCCCAGCUUGACAGUACCUCAAGUUGUCUGACCAUGUUGAAUUUCUUUCCAAAAAGACCAAUUGUUGAUCCUCUACAAAACGUUUGUGUUGACUUCUUGUUUUUUUAAAGAGACCACUCUUUGUUGCGUUUUGUUCUACAGUGUAAAAUCCAUAUUCAAUUCUUUGUUGACUUUGAAUCCAAAACAAAAAUUUCCAUUUUUUCUUUUUCUUAGUCUUUCUGAACAUAAGACUUGAAAACAUAUUUUGAUGUGAUGAAGUUUUUUUUGUACCCCCCAAACUACUCAGCAUUAGAAAUAUUUUUUGUGAAGAUUUCAUUCUUAGGUUUGAGUCAUUCUGUUCCUUGUUUUAACCUAAGGAUUGUACAGUCUGCUUUCACUCCUGUGUAUUUAGAUGAUGCUAGAACUGUGUGUAAAUAGAACACUGACUUGUUGUCCUGAAUGAACUGAGAGGUGAAACCUAUCAAACUAAAUCCCAGCGCUUCCAUUCCAGUAGCUGUUUUCCUAAAUGUAUGUCUUAGUCACAAUAUUCUUGUGUUUUUUUUUUUAUAUACUGUAUAUAUUGAACUGGGUUUUUUUUUUUUUUUUUUUUUUUGCUUUCACAUUUUGAGUUCACUGCAAGCCCUGAAUGUCAUGUCGAGACUCUUCCCACCAUUGAACUAUGUUUUUGUUUGUUCUUGUAGCCAUCAGACACACAGUGUUGAGAUACACUGAGAUGUAUCUAUUCACAGAGUCCCAUCAGUGGACGUGUCCAGCUCCCAGUACUAAGUGGACUGGUCAGUGAUUAUUCGCUCAAUGUGCCAAACUUGUGUACAGCUGGUCAAACCAAAGAAUAACUCUGUACAUAGCUGUGUGUUGUCAUGGUAACUGUAUAAAGUCCUCCCCCCCCCCCUUUGUUUUUUCUCAAAAAAAACAACAACACACUACGACAAUGAGUUGUUCCAUGUAAACCAGAAUAUUUUUUUUUGUAGUUUUGUUUAUCUUUAUCACUGUUCAGUUAGAAGUGAUUGUAUACUCUAGUAAAAGGUAAAAAAAAAAGAAUAUACAAUAUUUAUGGUAGUAGAAGUCAUGGACUUUGUUCAUGAAAUGAUAGGACUAGAUGGUCACUAUAUUUAUUAGUGUUGCUAUUGAAGACUUUGUCCAAUGUUUAAGUUUAACCAACACGGAGAUUUCUUCUUGUAGAAUAUUCUGUACCCAGCAGUAUUUUUGUAUAGUGAUAUUUUUUACAAGACAGUAUUUUGUAAAACAAGACAGCACUAUAUCAAAAACAUCUGUAUUACAUAACUAAAAACAAAGGCACAUAGCCAAUAAAUUGGGGGCAACUUCCUUCUUCAGGAAGAAACUAACCAGAGACAGAAAACAUAAUUUCACAUUUUAAAACAUUUGUCAUGUUCUUUUUAAAUGCUCCUACCUGUCCCAGCUCAGGUAGUCGCAGCCUCUACACCUAGUUUGGUAGCAGCCAGCAGGUGUGGAUGGCCUUCUGUUUAUACCAUGGCACAGUCCACAUUAAAGAGCGUAAAACUCAUAACCAAAAAAAAAACAACAGUAUUAUCAAAAAGAAGAAAGUAUUAAAUCAAAUCAAACAUUGAUUUGAUAGUAUUAUGUACAGUUUUAUUUGAUGUUUUGUUUUCAUCAGUAUUAUUGUGUAUAUAACAAUUGCGUUGCCUUGUGUGUGAGAGUGGGCAUUCCCUCCGGCAUCUUUACCGCUCAGUAUUAAACCAAGGAACUGUCUACUAUUGCUAGGGAACUCUAGCGAAGCUGUUCAGUUCCUUGGUCCCAGUCUUCCUUUAAUGUCUUGCACUCAGAAUGUAUGGAAGCUUCAAUCUAUGGAACAAAAUCAUUUUGGAAUGAAUGACUAGUGAUUGUUGAUUGCAGUGAUGAAUGAUUGUACUACUGAAUGAUGGUAUAAUUGUCCUACUGAAUGAUUAUUUCCAUGUCCAUGUAUGAGCAAGUACAUGUGCAUGAAGAGAAAGUCCCAUGUAAAAUACUCCAAUGGUUUUGUUCUCUUUGUUUCAUAGUCUUCCUCAACACUUGUGUUUAGUCCAUGUCACAUGACAUUCAUGGCUUCACAUGACAUUCAUGGCUUCACAUGACAUCGUGUCUAGUUAUAUAUAUCUUUUUUCUCAAAAUGUUUCCUCACUGUAGCCAUUCUAUUGUACAUAGUCAAUAAAUUGUUCCAUUGAAAUGACUUUUAUGAUUUGAAGUACCUAGAAAUACUCAACUAUUUGUUCUGACCAAGUUCCCAUCAUGUUACAUAUAGGCCUUGAAUGAUUCAUUAUAAUUUUUUUAUUAGUCUUUAACAAAUGGCUACUGAGAAUUGAAUCAAAAUGGUGUAAUAUAUUUGUUCUUCAUAUAUUUGAGUUGAUUUUUUUAAAUAAUAAUUUGUUUAUUUGACUAAAUUUUGAAGCCAUAUUUUUUUUCCCACUUUCUAUUGUGCCCCCCACCCCCUUUGCCCAUUGCUUGAUGUUGUUGGAUAUUGUCAGCUGUUCACUUUGCAGAAUCUAGACUUUGAUGUUUCUGUUGUGCUAGAUUGUUUUUCCUCUCCUGAGUGUUGUGCUCUCCUGUACUGGGACAUUCACUUGUAUUGGUGUAGUGACUUGUAUUCUACUUUACUCUGUGUUUGUGUGUGAGUCAGAUCUCAAGUUGGUCACAAAAUGCUAAGCUACAAUUAUUGUCAAAACACAUUUUCAAUCAAUUUUUUUUUGACUCCUGCCACUGCAAUGAAGUCAUUAGUUUAGUUGCUUAAAGCUUGACUGGACAACUUUCUACAAGUCAAAUAGAAACACAUAGCUCAUGCAUGUCUAUGCAUGGUAUGGGAUUCAAAGAGCUACCAUUUUGAAGUCUUUUUUUUUUUUUAAAUCUUGUGAUGGUCAUUCAAUGUCUGUUCAUCCAUACUUCAUUUCAUUCCUUUCUAGUCCACCUAGACUGACCACUGGUCAGUUGAAACCAGCCACUCUUUUGUUCAAGAAACUGGGAACAAAUUGUUGAGAUUUUUUUUUUUGUUUGUAACUUGUGUAGGACUCCCUUGUAUUCAAGGAACUUUUUGUUGAUUGUUUGAGUGUUUAACUUGAAUCAUUCCACUGAAUGUUUCUCUUAUAAACAGAUUGACUUCAUUUGCUCCUUUGGUUUUUAUUUUGAUGCCAACAAAUGUUCCCCAUAUCAUGGAGUUCUUCUAACAUUGUACUGGUAGUUGUAUAUAGGUUAGUUGCAUGGUUCCAUCUGUACUGUAACCCAUCCUAUUGACUGCAUGAUUGUGUGUCCUAGACAAAAACCACAUAUACUGAGUCGUCUGCUACCUCUGUCCUGUCUGUUCAACAGAACCAAAUGUUUCAUCCUUACAUAGACUCUUUGUUUGAUUCAAUGGUUUGAUUCAUUGGAUUCAAUGGUUUGAUUCAUUGGAUUCAAUGGUUUGAUUCAUUGGAUUCAAUGGUUUGAUUCAUUGGAUUCAAUGGUUUGAUUCAUUGGAUUCAAUGGUUUGAUUCUUUGGAUUCAAUGGUUUGAUUCAUUGGAUUCAAUGGUUUGAUUCAUUGGAUUCAAUGGUUUGAUUCUUUGGAUUCAAUGGUUUGAUUCAUUGGAUUCAAUGGUUUGAUUCAUUGGAUUCAAUCUGGGUGAGUGUCAUUCUCUAGUCAUGGCCUGAGCUUUGGGCAAUUCACUCACACUGUUCAUCUCAGUUUUUAUCUUUGAUUUGUUAACUGAGUUUGAUUGGCUAGGUUUUACUAAACAAAAAUAUGGAAUCAAAUUAAUUCAAAAUGAUUUUGUUAAUCCUCUAGUUUUUUUUUUAGUCUGGACAUUUUUAAUAUGUGCAAAUAUUUUUUUGAUUUUUAACUCAAAUCUUCAUAUACAAGUUUGAUGGCAAUAUAAUGUGUGAGAGACAUACUAGACUGAUGAUGUAACUAAUCUAGAUAGAAAUAUAUAUAUAUAUAUAUUUACACACCUGUAAUUCAAAUCAUUCUAUUCAGUCACUAUUUAGUCUUUAUUUAUGUUGGAUUGUAUUCUUUUAUUUUUUUCACCAAGUGCAAUCUUUUGUCUUUGAUUCUAGUCUUUUGGUUUCAAGCUCAAUUUGUUUUUGUUUUUUUUUCCUGUGUAUCUAUGUAGAUCAGCAUUGUCCUGACACUGCUAGCAACCUGUAGGUCAGACAUUGCUAGUAGAAUGUAUGUGUGGUCGGCUCAUCUACAUACCCUUUUUUUUUUUUAUUUUGAAAUCAUGAAAACAAAAUAAAUUCAAAUAUUUCAAUUUUU